This is a messenger RNA of Magallana angulata, 510 nucleotides long. RefSeq lists its product as uncharacterized. The transcript has 4 exons. The coding region runs from base 91 to 459 and encodes 122 amino acids. The record is from RefSeq and is a predicted model, not a curated record. Lineage: Eukaryota; Metazoa; Mollusca; Bivalvia; Ostreida; Ostreidae.
AGUGUAGGUACGAUGAUAAGAGAAAUAUAUAUAAAGUACAACAACUUUUAUUUCACUUCUCCUUUUAUUGUCCACGUGUAGUUUUGAAAGAUGUACUCUUUUGCUAUCCUUGCUUGUCUUAUCUCUACGGCUGUUGCUAUGUCGACAACACGCGGCCACCAUCACCAUACGGGCCCAACACACUCGCCUGAUAGAAACGAAGCGUUCGUUUUCCAUUACAAUGCCCAGACCCAAACAAUGGCCGUGAAGACCCAUCGCCAUUGUUAUCUCUACACGCUAUCAUCUGCUGAACACACAAGCGUACACACGAAUACAGGUCUACAUUCAACUGAGAAAACAAUGAUUGACCUGAUUGAUGCCCAUGGCUCUUUCUCGACCGUGUCUCUACAUGACCUCAAUACAAUGAGCCAUGACUUGUCUCAUUUCUGCGGCCACCUCACAACAAUGAAAAUUAAUUGAUUGAUUGGACUCGUGCUCCAUGUUGAAAAUAUUAAAUUGAUACUGUCAGUU